UCACUUUCUAAGAGAUUUACUAGCUUUUACUCUUUUAUCUACACACACACACAGAGAGAGAGAGAGAGAGAGAGAGAGAGAGAGAGAGAGAGAGAGAGAGAGAGAAAGCUUCGUAUCCUGAAAAAGCUGGAUACCACUGAAGAAAUUUCUGAAGAGGCUUAUCCAUAACUUGAAAGAUGGUGAAUCACUACAAGAAAAUUGUUCUUCUGUUCGGAUUAGAAUAUAUCAAUGACUAUAACUUUAGAGUCCUUAAGUCUUUACUGAUCCAUGACCUAAAACUGACUAAGAAAAUGCAGGAUGAUUAUGACAGAAUUAAGAUUGCUGACUUAAUGGAAGAAAAGUUCCCAGAGGAUGCUGGAUUGAACAAACUGAUAGAAGUAUUCGAAGAUAUUCCAGAACUUGGCGAUCGUGUUGAUAUACUUUGGAAAGAGAUGGAGAAAGUUAAAAAUAAAACCAAAAUAAAAUCUGAAUCCAGCACUCCCCCACUGACCUCCAACAUGAAGAUUUGGGAAGCAGAACCAGCUAUGAAGACAUCUUCAUCAAAGGAAAGCAAAGACACUAUCUCUGUAUCGCCUGACAUCAUGACAACACAGUUUGGGGAGGAAGAGCCUAACAUUCCAGAACUUUCAGCAACCAGCACAUACCCAGCUGAGUGUGAACCCCUGACACCUCAGGAGUUUCCAACAACAGCCUCCAGCCUCCAGACCCCCCUGGAGCCUCCAAAAAUAUCAUCCACCAUAUUGGCAACAUCUCAGGCUUCUUCAGCACCAUGUCCCACCCAUGACAAGGCUUCUCAUGUGUCUCCAGUGACAGUCUCCAGCAGCAUCCAGACCAUCCAGCCCUUUCAGAAAACCUCAACACUUUCUUGUAGUCACCAGGCUACUCUGGAGUCUCCCAAAGCAGAUCCCAGCGGUGUCCAGACCUUUCGCAUGACCCCAGCAACAAUGACCAGUGGUCAUAAUUGUCCUCAGGUGCCUGCAGCAGCAGUGGCCAGCAGAUUUAAUAAACCUCAGGUGACCCCAGCAACAUUGCCAAGCAGUGUCCAGGCCCCGUGGAUGCCUCAAGCUACAGUGGCCAGCAGUGUCCAGACCUUGCGAAUGACCACAGCAAAAAUGACCGGUGGUUGUAAUGCUCCUCAGGUGCCUGCAGCAACAGGAUCUAACAGUCACAGUACCCCUCAGAUUACCCAAGCAACAGUGCCCAGCAGUGCUCAUUCCCUUUCGAUACCUCGAGCAGCAUUGCCCAGCAGCGUCCAGACCUUGCGAAUGACCACAGCAAAAAGGACCAGUGGUUGUAAUAGUCCUCAGGUAUCUGGAUCAAGGGUACCUGUCAAUUACAGUACCCCUCAGAUGACCCAAGCAACAGUGCCCAGCAGUUCCCAGAAUUUUCAAAUGACCAUACCAGCAGUGACCAGUGAUUGUAAAAGUCCUCAGGUAUCUGGAUCAAGAGUACCUGUCAGUUGCAAUAACCCUCAUGUGACUCCAGCCAGGGUGACCAGCAGUGUCCAGACCUUGCGAAUGACCACAGCAAAAAUGACCAGUGGUUGUAAUAGUCCUCAGGUAUCUGGAUCAAGGGUACCUGUCAGUUACAGUACCCCUCAGAUGACCCAAGCAACAGUGCCCAGCAGUUCCCAGAACUUUCAAAUGACCAUACCAGCAGUGACCAGUGAUUGUAAAAGUCCUCAGGUAUCUGGAUCAAGAGUACCUGUAAAUUGCAAUAACCCUCAUGUGACUCCAGCCAGAGUGACCAGCAGUGUCCAGACCUUGCGAAUGACCACAGCAAAAAUGACCAGUGGUUGUAAUAGUCCUCAGGUAUCUGGAUCAAGAGUACCUGUCAGUUAUAGUACCCCUCAGAUGACCCCAGCAACAGUGCCCAGCAGUUCCCAGAACUUUCAAAUGACCAUAGCAGCAAUGACCAGUGGUUGCAAAAGUCCUCAGGUAUCUGGAUCAAGAGAACCUGCCAGUUACAAUAACCCUCCUGUGACUCCAGCCACAGUGCCCAGCAGUGCCCAAACCUUUGGAAUGACCUCAGCAGCAAUGACCAGUGGUUGUAAUAGUCCUCAGAUAUCUAUCAAGAUAUCAAGAGUACCUGUCAGUUAUAGUACCCCUCAGAUUACCCAAGCAACAGUGCCCAGCAGUUCCCAGAACUUUCAAAUGACCAUAGCAGCAACGACCAGUGAUUGUAAAAGUCCUCAGGUAUCUGGAUCAAGAGUGCCUGUCAGUUACAAUAACCCUCAGAUGACCCCAGCAACAGUGCCCAGCAGCUCCCAGAACUUUCAAAUGACCAUAGCAGCAAUGACCAGUGGUUACAAAAGUCCUCAGGUAUCUGGAUCAAGAGUACCUGUCAGUUACAAUAACCCUCCUGUGACUCCAGCCACAGUGCCCAGCAGUGCCCAAACCUUUGGAAUGACCUCAGCAGCAAUGACCAGUGGUUGUAAUAAUCCUCAGGUGUCUGCAGCAACAGUAUCCAGCAGUUACAGUAAUGCCCCUCAGGUGUCUUCUGCAACAAUGCCCAGGAGUUUUUCUGCUAUGCCAGUGUCUCCAGAAAUACCACUCAAGAAACCAAGACUGAAGAAUGUACCUAAACAACCUUCUGAAGAAGAUGGUCACCAGCAAGGUUCCAAACAAGUGAUGGUGUUAAAAGCAACAGACCCGUUCACAUAUGACAUGACAGAAAACAAAAGGAUGUUCCAUGCCACUGUGGCUACUGAGACUGAAUUCUUCAGAGUGAAGGUGUUUGACAUAGCCCUCAGAAACAAGUUCACCCCCAGGAAAGUCAUUGUCAUCUCGCAUUAUAAAAGCUGCAACGGGUUUCUAGAGAUAGACGAAGAGUCCUCCGUAACAGAGGUGGACGGCAACAAUGUGAUGAAUAUCCCAUCUUCCCUGAUAAAAAGCGCCAACGCAACACCUAAAAUUAAUACUCUUUGUAAACAAGAGUAUUUGUACACAAGCGGAAAAACAUUUGUGAAUGGAAUAUUCACCGUAUAUAUGAAAACAGUGAAGAGUGAAUCCAUUAACUACGGAAUAGAAGACAAAACAGGGAGGAUGGAAGUGGUGGUCUCCGGACAAUUUGCCAAUAUGCACUGUAAGCCUGGGGAUAAGCUCAGUCUCUUCUGCUUUGAGCUGAGCUACAGUUUGGAUACGUGGCAGCUGAGAUCUGUGAGGCACAGUUUUAUGCAGGUCAUCCAGGCUAGGAGGAGAGACCAUGAACCUCCUAAUCUUGACACAAUUAUCGAAACAGCUCAAACCCCCCACUCAUGGAUCCCUGAACAGCAAUGGUAACGAUGUCGUGCUGAUAAGCUGCAAGUGUAAAAGUAACAAAUGUGCAUAUGACAUAUAGUGAAAUAAAAUACAUAUAAAAUCCAGCUCCUGAUCCUAGGAAAUAGUAUUCUUUUGAUUUGUUCCUUGUGCAUUUUAGAUUCUUUGUAU
Molecule: messenger RNA, 3428 nt
Organism: Arvicanthis niloticus (Nile rat)
Lineage: Eukaryota; Metazoa; Chordata; Mammalia; Rodentia; Muridae
Biological process (GO): cellular response to interferon-beta; activation of innate immune response
Cellular component (GO): nucleoplasm; cytosol
Molecular function (GO): double-stranded DNA binding
Source: RefSeq, a predicted model, not a curated record